CUCAGCAAGAGGAGCUAUCCUCAAUUCUCCAAUUAGUAUGUUCUGAGAUGAUGAUUUUGAUCUCUUCUUCCCGUCGAGGGCUGGUUGGCGCCGCCGGACUACUCACGUUUCAGCUUCUGGUGGCGGGGGCACUGGCAGCAAGCCCAAUAGCUUUGCCCGGCUGCCCGGAAACCUGCGGCGACAUUGCCGUGCCGUACCCUUUCGGCAUCGGCCAAGGCUGCUUCCACGAGGGCUUUAAUCUCACCUGCCAGAAGCAGCACAGGACGAAGCUGCUCUUAGGUGAUGGCAUAGAGGUGCUUGGUAUCUCCUUGCCUAACGGCACGGUGCGGAUCGAUAGCAAUGUUUUCCAAUCAGCCUCUGCUAACUUCAACGGCACAUGGUCCGGGCCACCAGCAACCAGCCCUUUCACGGUGUCAAGCAGAUACAACUGGUUUGUGGCCUACGGGUGUAACAUCGUUGCCCAGCUCAUUCCAUAUGGAACCGCUGUCGGGAACGUCAGCACCUGCGCCUCCAUGUGUUUGGACAGCGUGGAGAAUGCCAAGAGCCCAAUAUGUUCAGGCAUUGGCAGUUGUCGCGCGCCCAUACCCUGGGAACUAACUUCAUAUGGUAUCCAAGUCACACAUUUGGCCGUUCAAAAAUAUACAGUUGGAACAUCUUCGAAACAUACAGCUGCAUUCAUAGUGGAUCGGGCCUGGUUCACCAUAUUUCAGAACAAUAUUGAGAUAGAUCCCGUUCCCAUGUGUGAACAUUGCGGCAUUCGUAGUGUUCCGGCAGUUUUAGAGUGGUCAUUGCAUUCUAAUUCGAGAUGCCGAAGCUCAAACAGUUUCACCACCUAUGAUGUUGAUGGCAAUCAUGGCCGGAUACGCUGUAACUGUACCCAAGGAUAUAAAGGAAAUCCAUACAUUGCCGAUGGAUGCCAAGAUAUCGACGAGUGCCAGGAGCCAGGUGUUUAUCCAUGCCUGCACGGAACCUGCACCAAUAUGAGAGGGACAUACCGAUGCUCAGCAAAGAAAAGUAACAGGAGUCUAUCAGGUUUAAUCACCGGAGUUGCAAUUAGUGCCGGUUUUGGCCUGCUGUUUUCAUUUUUGGGUGUUGCCAAAAUCGCCAAUAAGCUCAAACAACGAAGAGCUAGGAAUUUGAGACAGAAGUUCUUUAAGAAAAACCAUGGACUGCUCCUACAACAGCUAAUCUCUUCAAACAAAGAUAUAGCAGAGAGAACGAGAAUUUUCAGCUUGGAAGAGCUAGAUCAGGCAACCAACAAAUUUGACCAUAAUCGCAUCCUUGGCGGCGGUGGCCAUGGUACGGUGUAUAAAGGCAUCUUAUCUGAUCAACAUGUUGUGGCCAUCAAGAAGGCUAAAAUUGUCAUUCAAAGGGAAAUUGACCAGUUCAUCAAUGAGGUUGUCAUACUUUCACAAACAAACCAUAGGAAUGUGGUGAAGCUCUUUGGCUGCUGCCUCGAGACAGAAGUUCCUCUACUAGUUUAUGAGUUCAUAUCAAAUGGAACUCUCUCUUUUCAUCUCCAUGGAAAAAGUGAGAAUCCUUUGUCAUGGAAAGAUAGGUUGAGGAUUGCUUUGGAAACUGCAAGGGCUAUUGCAUAUCUACACUCUGCUGCUUCCAUAUCAGUAUACCAUAGAGAUAUCAAAUGUGCAAACAUACUUCUUUCUGAUACUUUAACAGCAAAAGUAUCAGAUUUUGGAGCUUCAAGGUCAAUUGCAAUAGAUGAGACAGGAAUACUUACAGCUGUCCAAGGAACCUAUGGUUACCUUGAUCCAGAAUACUACUACACUAGUCGGCUCACAGAGAAGAGCGAUGUUUACAGCUUUGGUGUGAUCCUGGCAGAACUACUGACAAGGGUGACAUCAGUUUUUUCUUCUCAUUCGUCAGAAUGCACAAGCCUAGCAUCACAUUUUGUGUCUCUUGUAAGAGAAAAUCGCUUGUUAGAUAUUCUAGAUAUACAAAUUGUUGAGGAGGGAGGGACUGAAGAUGCUGAGGUCGUUGCAAGACUCGCAGAAUCAUGCUUAAGUUUAAAAGGUGAAGAAAGGCCUACAAUGAGGCAAGUGGAUACAAAACUUGAAGAUGUGCAGAACUCAAAGGUCCAUCUCAGUUGUCAGAUUACAAGAGUGAACCAGAAUGCUAUAAAUGAUCAGUCAUACAAGGGAAGCAAAGGUGGCGAAGGAACUAGACUGUACAGCUUGGAAAAGGAAUUCAUCCAAUCAUCUGAAAUUCCAAGAUGAUUUGACAUGUUGAAGUUUUGUGUAUUAUUAAUUUGGGUGCUAUACUGCAAAUCCAAAAGUUAUGAAGUCUGAAUUAUAACCAUGUGCGUUUUCCCUAUGCUGAUGGGGCAUGUUGAGCCAAGUAUGUGAAAGUAAAUAAGUGAAUUCAAUUACAA
This is a messenger RNA of Lolium rigidum, 2389 nucleotides long. Its product is annotated as wall-associated receptor kinase-like 8. The record is from RefSeq and is a predicted model, not a curated record. The transcript has 3 exons. Bases 48 to 2234 code for a protein of 728 amino acids. NCBI's taxonomy places the organism in Eukaryota, Viridiplantae, Streptophyta, Magnoliopsida, Poales, Poaceae. Gene Ontology annotation, molecular function: calcium ion binding; ATP binding; polysaccharide binding. Gene Ontology annotation, biological process: cell surface receptor signaling pathway; protein phosphorylation. Gene Ontology annotation, cellular component: plasma membrane.